This is a messenger RNA of Sesamum indicum (sesame), 3325 nucleotides long. NCBI's taxonomy places the organism in Eukaryota, Viridiplantae, Streptophyta, Magnoliopsida, Lamiales, Pedaliaceae. The record is from RefSeq and is a predicted model, not a curated record.
UAGCUAAAAGGAGUGAAGCUUCAAUUCGUAUCUCAGUGUUAAACUGAUAUACCAAGAAAAAGAGAAAGAAAAAAGAUACAAAAAAACAGAAGAAAUGAUAUAUGGAUAAUAAGUUUUUAUUAAAAAAUCCGUUUCACUUCAACCGAAAAUUAAACGGUGAAGAUUUCGCGGCACGACUGCGCAGACGGAGGAGCUGUGGGAUGAUGAUUCGUCAUUGUCAUCGGCUACGGCGGAGUUAAUCGGAACGAGGGAGACGAUGUCGUCCGUAUAUUGAUGCAUCAGCUUUAACCAGAUUUGGAUAUUUGUGUUCAUAGAAGCACUGGAAUUUAUAAUUAGGAGAAGUUUUCUCAGAAGUGUGUGGCAGGGUUCCGAUUAACCUCACAUGUCAUUUAUAGGACUGAAUAAAAUUAAUCAGUUCUGCAAGUGUUGAAUACUGAUGUCAAAUGUCUAGGAAGCCUCGAUUUGUGACAUGGAGAACUUCAGCAGCUGAUUUAUCCUUCCUUUUUCUUCUCUUAAGGUCACGAUUGAAGAUUGAUUUCUAGAAGUACAUUGGGUAAAAAAUCUGGCUGUGACGUUGUCAUGGCUACAUGUUAAAUUAUUGGAAUAAGACAUAAUAUAUUUUGAAACCAUCCUGCUUUGUCUAUAUACAGCUGAUGUUUUUUGGGACAUCGAUUUGUAAUAGUUGACAUUGUAGUAUAAGGAAAUCAUGGAACAAGCAUCAGAGAAAAAAUUUCCCCAUAAUGCUGAAGAUUAUGAGUUGUAUGAGGAAGUUGGAGAAGGUGUUAGUGCUACUGUAUAUAGAGCUCUUUGUGUUCCACUAAAUGAGAUUGUUGCCAUCAAAGUUCUUGACCUUGAGAAGUGCAAUAAUGACUUGGAUGGUAUUCGGCGUGAGGUACAAACAAUGAUUUUGAUUGACCAUCCAAAUCUCUUGCGGGCACACUGCUCCUUCGCCACUGGGCAUAAUCUAUGGGUUGUAAUGCCUUACGUGGCUGGGGGAUCUUGCCUACACAUUAUCAAAUCAGCUUAUCCAGAAGGUUUUGAGGAGCCUGUUAUUGCUACAUUAUUACGUGAGGUCCUCAAAGCACUUGUUUAUCUUCACGCCCAUGGACAUAUACAUAGAGAUGUAAAGGCUGGGAACAUUUUGGUUGAUUCUAAUGGCGCCGUUAAAUUAGCAGACUUUGGAGUCGCUGCAUGCAUGUAUGAUACUGGUGAUCGUCAGCGUUCAAGAAAUACGUUUGUUGGAACCCCAUGCUGGAUGGCUCCUGAAGUCAUGCAGCAAGUACAUGGAUAUGAUUUUAAAGCAGAUAUUUGGUCAUUCGGGAUCACAGCUCUUGAACUUGCUCAUGGUCAUGCACCGUUCUCCAAGUACCCACCAAUGAAGGUUCUACUAAUGACUCUACAAAAUGCACCACCAGGGCUGGACUAUGAAAGAGACAAAAAAUUCUCUAGGUCUUUUAGAGAAAUUGUUGCUGCUUGCUUGGUGAAGGACCCUAAAAAACGUCCUACCUCAGAAAAGCUUUUGAAGAACUCAUUCUUUAAACAUGCACGCUCGAAAGAAUAUUUGGCCCGCACUAUGCUUGGUGGCCUGUCCCCUCUAGGUGAACGUUUUAAGAUGCUUAAGGUAAAAGAAGCUGACAUUCUUGUACAAAAUAAAGCAAUGUAUGAGGACAAGGAGCAGUUAUCACAGCAAGAGUACAUUCGUGGAAUCAGUGCAUGGAAUUUCAAUUUGGAGGAUCUGAAGAAUCAAGCUGCUCUUAUUCCAGAUGAUCUUAUACUGAAUUCAGAAGAAACAAGUGUUAGUGGGAGGCAUGCAGAUGGACAAGAUGAUGGAUCUCCUGUGGUGGGGAUGUACUUGGAGAGGACUAAUCAUUCUAAAGCUGCAUCUCAAUCAGAGGAUGAGCUCAGUGAUAUACAUAAUCUGGAGAGUUCUCUUGCUGCAUUCCCUAUGAAACCUCUUGAGGCUCUCAAGACUUGUUUCGAUUUUUCGGAGGAUGAUAUUGGUGGUGGUGCAGAUUCUGAACAGCAAAGUCAACAACAGUCAUUCACAAGUUGUGUGGAUCAAGAAGCAGCAAUGUAUGCUGGUGGGGAUUCUGGUCGAGUUGGCUCCAUAUCACAUUCUGGAAUUGCAGGGCAUAGAAAUUUUUCCAGUGGCCAAUUGAUACCGGAUAAUGUACUCUCUCCUAAAAGGUUUAUGGGUGAUGGAGAUAGGGAAUAUCUACAACCAAGACAUCUGAGAGAAAGGAAUUAUAGUGGUCCACUGCAGUAUCGUCCAAAGAAAGACUUUAGUAGUUCUAUUGCUGGGGAGGAUGCAUCACAAGGGGCUGUUGUUGAACGGAAAGGACGUUUCAAAGUUACUUCGGCAGAUAUGAGUGCUAAGGGUCCUAUAAACUUCUUUAGCCCAAUUUCUGGUGGUUCCACAAACUCAAGGAUGGCUAGCUCUGCAGCUUCUUCGUUUCUCCAGUCAUUGAGAUUCAUCCUGCAGCAGAACACCAAACAAAGAGAAGAGUUACUUAAAAUGAUCAAGUUUGUCGAAGAAACCUCCGGCAAUUCUGCUGAGUUAACAGAGGCUUCAAUGUUCGACCUUUCGCAGAUUGUCCCUCCUGCUUCUGUCAAGGAGCAAGAGUUGCAAGCUCAGCUUAUUCAAAUGCAACAACGGGUUGGAAGUCUGGUUGAAGAAGUACAGAGAGUGAAGACUAAAAAUGUUCAGUUGGAAAGAAGAUUAAAUUCAAUGCCCAGGCAAGACGACAGGACACGAGAAUGAUAAGUGUGUUUCUCCCCCCUCACCAUUCCUUUCACGUCUCAUCUUUCUUGAGUCAGUUUUUCAUGCACAGCUCCUAUAUAGCAACGAGUUUUCAGCAUAUUCCAGGUAUAUAUAUAUAUAUAUUACUGGGGGGAUACACGGGUGUAUAAAGGCGCAGACUUUCUAGUUGCUAUUAUUAUUCCUCUGCUAUUGUAAUUAACUUAUUUCGUACCCGACCUCCAAAUCGCAAUCCUUGAACCAAAUGCUGGAUGUUUCUUUUGGCUUACUGCUGCACAGUGCACAGUAUGUAAAUCAUUUCAAGAAUCCCAUACAAGGUGUAAAUCAAGUGAGUCAAAACUGUUUAUAUAUCAGGAAAUUGGGGAGAGUAUAUGCUUCAGGAGAAUUCUUGCCCCAGGCUUUUCGGUGUACUAUUGCGAGACUUGCAAACCUUCACCACAUUCCAGGAUAAAAACUUGUCUCUAGGUUGCACGCUGUUAAACGCGCUAUGCCUUCUGUAUAAGCUUGCGUAAACCCAAUCACUAUGUUUGUUUUCAUUUCCAACUUAUUUCCGAGAUAAGUCAAAAU